GUUUUCAUUGAAGAAGCAUUGGAUGGUCAACCAAAACUAAACACGGAAACUUUCAAACAAAUUUUCUCAUUAGUGACAAGCCUUCAUUGAAGAUUAUAUUUUUCUCCAUUUCAUCUAUAUUAUUUUUUAGGAAAAAUACACGGUUGUGAAUGAAGGUCUGAAAUCAACGCGUUAUUUUGUUGAACUCGGGAAAGGUUUUUGUCGGCCCAUAGAUUCAGUUUACACAUGGACAGCUAACUGCGUGUCUGGUUGAUGGUUUGGUGAAAACAUUGAGAUUUAACAGUCUGAGGAUUUCAUCUUCAUCAUGUUGAAAUCUAAAACCUUCGUCAAGAAGACCCGGUCUGGCGGGGUGAUGAAGAUAGUGCGUGAACAUUAUCUGAGGGAUGAUAUUUGGUGUGGAAGCGAAGUCUGUACGGAGUGUAAACAGGAGUCCACGGUGCUGCAGAGAGAUGCGUGUUUAGAGAGCAGUCUGUGCUCUUAUCCUCACUAUCUGAUCCCUGACACCAAUGUGGUGCUGCAUCAGGUAAAAAACUAACAAACCUAAAAUGUAAAGAAAUAAGAAUACGUGUGUGAUCAAGGGGCGGUUUUUAUCAUAUCAACAUGUUCCAGUCUUCCAGGUCCUGAAUAGUUAGACGCCUCUCUGUGAUCCAUCGCGGGUGAUGAAGCCGGUCACUGAAGGAGCUUUCUAGGGCUUUUACAGACUCAUAUAGCGGGUGGGAGACAUUGUCCUCGAUUGAUGACAGCUUUGCCACCUUUGCCUAAAGCAGAGAGAAAUCAUCUUAACAGAGCUAUGGAAAUAAAUGAAUUAUAUAAAUAAAUAAAAAAACAGACCUGUAAUGAGGCAAACGAAAGAUCACCUGUACUUCAGCCACAUAAUGUUUGCAGUGCACUCAAAUCACAACCGUGAUUUUUUUGUGUUAAUGUAUGUAUACAUAUUUUUCCCGCAGAUUGAUGUGCUUGAGGAUCCUGUGAUUCGUAAUGUGAUCAUCCUUCAGACAGUGCUGCAGGAGGUCCGGCACCGCAGUGCACCUAUCUAUAAACGCCUGAAAGACAUCAUACAUGAGAAAGAGAAGCACUUCUACACCUUUACCAAUGAACACCACAGGUGCCAAUACAUUUCUAGCUUUUCUGCAUGAACAGCAGUUUAUUUCAUGGAUUUAAAAAAGGAAAAUUUAACAAAAAAAAAGUUGACAGUGCCCAGGAGGCUGCUACUAAAAUAUCCCUUUUACCACUGAAGUCAAUUUUCAUCAUGUUGUAUAUUUACUCUGUAAAAGCAUAACACUUUCUUGGCCUUCAUGCUGUUAUACGAUCACCUUUUCUUCAGAGAGACGUUUAUUGAACGUGAACCAGGAGAGAGCGCCAAUGAUCGUAAUGAUCGAGCAAUCCGUGUGGCGUCAAAAUGGUAUAGCCAGCAUCUGAAGACAUCCAAAUCUGACGCAGAGGGGCUCAAGGUGGUUCUCCUCACCAAUGACAGUGGGAACAAGCAGAAGGCAGAAGAGAGCGGCCUGCUGGUGUAUAAAUGUUAGUAGUUUGUUUGUUUGUUUUUUUGAGAAAUAGUCUCUCUAAUUACACCUUUUUUUCCCCAAAAACGCCUCUUAAGGCCUCUUGGUCAGUUAAGCAGGAUUCAAGAACUCCAUGUAUGUUUCACUUUGACACAAGCAUUUAUUAAAUUCUGUUUUAGGUGAAGAGUACAUCAAGAGUCUGAUAGCAAACCCUGAGCUUGUGGACCGUCUGGCUUUGUCCAAUGAUGACAAGGUAAUCAGUCUUUAUAAGUUAUCCCCUGUUCUAGCUCUCAUGCCUCGCCAAAAAAUAUGUCUCUAACUCCUUUGUUUGAUGCAUUUGUCUCCCUUCCCUUAGAAUGAGAUCACUGCUAGUAAAGUGCUGUUUCCAGAGCAUCUUCCUCUGUCCAGGAUCCAGGCAGGAAUUAAGAGCGGCUCCUUCCUCCAGGGCACCUUCAGGGCCAGCAGGGACAACUACCUGGAGGCUACAGUCUUUGUGCAGGGAGAGGGGGAAGACAGCAAAGAGGUGUGUGUUAAGGUCUAAAAAGAAAAUCAGAAAAUACAAGGAUAUCUGAGACCUAAUAAAGCAUUUAAUGAAAAUGUCUUCUUGUGUUGUGGUGUAAGUUUCCAGUCAGAGGAUUUAUGAUGCUCUAGUCAGGAGCACAAAUUUGUAUGAAUCUGUAAACCGUUCUUUGUCUUGCUGCCAGGUUCUUCUCCAGGGUCUCCAGAACCUCAACAGAGCAGUCCACCAGGAUGUAGUCGCUGUGCAGCUUUUGCCACGUAAUGAGUGGGUGGCACCCUCUUCAGUUGUCCUGCAAGAUGAAGGUGCAGCAAAAGAUGAUGAGGCUGAAGAAGAAGAAGAGGAGAAAGCGGUGAGUUUGAUUGAACCAGCUCACAAUUAUGGAUUUGUUUUCUUCUUGGUUGCUCAAUGGAUGUAGAUGCUAUAUGCUAGUCACUCUUUCUCAACACUUUUUAAUUUAAUGACAAACUUGCUGUUAAAUCAUCUUCAUGAGUUCUGUUCUCUUCUGUGUCUGGGCAGUUGAGGAUAUCAGCAGCUGAAGCAGCCAGAAAACCCACAGGGAAAGUUGUCGGGAUCAUCAAACGGAGCUGGAGACCCUUCUGCGGCAUGCUCAAUCUCUCCCAGAUCAAAGAGGUCCAUCUAGAGUUGUUCUAUUUUAAUUUAUUUAGAAACUUGAAGCUGUCCAAACAUGGUAUUUUCACACUGAAUGAGUAAAUACGUCUACUGUACAGUUUGAAAACUGCGUCACACUUCCUUGUCUCAUUCUCUCUGUGCUCACCAUCGCUCCCUUUUCUUUUCCUCUCAGUCAACCCGACAUCUCUUCACCCCGGCAGACCGUCGUAUCCCUCGCAUUCGCAUCGAAACACGCCAGGCAGCCACAUUGGCUGGCCAGAGAAUUAUGGUGGCCAUUGAUGGCUGGCCAAAGAACUCAAGAUAUCCUAAUGUGAGUGAAAAACUGCUGAUACUGCUACUGUUUCUAUAUUCUGUGUACAGUAAGAUAAACCAUUUUUUCCCCUUUUGUUAGGGUCACUUUGUGCGCAGUCUGGGUAGUGCAGGGGAAAAGGACACAGAGCAGGAGGUGCUGCUUUUAGAGCAUGAUGUCCCCCAUCAGGCCUUCUCUCAGGCUGUGCUCAGUUUCCUCCCCAAGAUGCCUUGGGGUAUCACACCAGAGGUAACAGCAGCGUUUCUGGAGAGUUAAUGAGCAGGAUCCUCGUCUCAUUAAUGUUGAUCCAUCAUCAUUUAGUCUGUCAGCCCAUUUUUUGGCAUUUCUUUACUUACUAAUGUCUCUGUGUUGAUAAGGACAUGGUGAGGAGAGAGGACCUGAGGCAGCUGACAGUGUGCAGCGUCGACCCUCCUGGAUGUACAGACAUAGAUGAUGCUCUUCACUGUAGGGAGCUGGACAAUGGAAACCUUGAGGUACAGAAAUUGUUCAAAAGUAAAAGCAGUAAUUAUGUAGUAAUAAAGUUUGAUAGUUAUUGUAUUGAAAUUUAAGAGAAUGUCCUUACUUGCUUCAGGUGGGCGUUCACAUUGCUGAUGUCAGUCACUUCAUCCGACCUGGCAAUGCUUUGGACAAAGAGGCCGCAAACCGAGGCACUACCGUCUACCUGUGUGGCAAAGUAAGAAACACACGCACACACAUGAAUCAGAUGUUUCCAACAUUAAUUUACAAGUUUAUUCUGAAUUAAACGAUUUUAAUGGAAAACAAAAGUUUGCGUUUAAGGUGAAAAGAAGAUCUGUUUACACUGAAGUAAACUUGACAUGUUGUCAACCAAUUCAAAUCAGUUUUUGCUUUGCAUUUUGUUAUAGUACAGAUCACCACCAUGGGCUGUAUUGCAGCUCAAUUGCCUUUUUUAUUGAAGCUUGUUAUCUAAAGAUGCAAAACAAUCAAGAUACAUUUGGGUUGCAUCAAAAUUUUGCAUAUUCUGAUCAUUUCUGUUUUGAUUGACAGUUAAACAGUAAGGAGAUCACUAUGUAAAUGAAAAAUUUCACACUAAAAACUAAAAUAAAGCAAAUUUAAUGACUCUUUUUAUGUUUGUGUCCAUCAGAGGAUUGAUAUGGUCCCUGAGCUGCUCAGCUCCAACCUUUGCUCUUUGCGCUCCAAUGUGGAAAGGUGCAGACUUUUGAAUAUACACACUUGCACUGAGGCUACAUUCAUUAUUACCAAUGCUUUUCCUCCCCAGUCUUCCCUAAACUUGCCUCUUACUCUUUUUUUUAUAUACCAGGUUGGCUUUCUCAUGUAUCUGGGAGAUAAACCACCAGGCUGAAAUUUUAAAGACCAGGUUUACAAAAAGUGUCAUUAACUCAAAGGUAUUGUUCCAUCAGAUAAUGUAUUAUUCCUUGAAAUUUAGUUUUUGAGUAAUGUUCCUUGAAGUUAAAAAGAGAGCAACAGAUUUUAUUAACUAUUUCUGAGACAUAAAAUUACAGGAUCAAGAUAUUUUCAGGCAUCAUUUGGGUUUACUACUGUCCUGUUUACCUUCGGCUCUUCUAUCUGGUUCAGGCGUCUUUGACCUAUGCUGAGGCCCAAAUGAGGAUUGAUGACACCAGCAAGAAUGAUGAUAUCACCAAGAGCCUCCGCGGCCUCAACAAACUUGCUAAAAUCCUCAAAAGGAGGAGGAUAGAGAAGGGGUAAGGAGUAUAGAAAGGGUAAACAUUCACUUCAUCUUAUACGCUGACAACUGAAAAUCUUGUUACAGAGAGAAAAUUAGAUUUGUUAAUCUUGAAUUAUGUGUUACAGGGCACUGACGCUGUCAUCCUUAGAGGUACGGUUCCACAUUGACAGUGAGACUCAUGAUCCCAUUGACCUCCAGACCAAGGAACUCAUGUAAGUGACUUGUGAGUGAAAAAGGAAGCAUAUUUAAGUGCUUUAUUUAUUUAUUUUUCUGAGAGUCAUGCCACUUCUUAUGUAAAUGAAUCUCUCUGUGUCAUCAUAGGGAGACAAACUCCAUGGUAGAGGAGUUCAUGUUGCUGGCCAACAUUUCAGUGGCCCAAAAGAUCUAUGACGAAUUUCCAGACUGCGCCAUGCUGAGGAAACAUCCAGCUCCACCUCCAUCAAACUACGACAUCCUACUCAAGGCUGCAAAAUCCAAGGUGAAGACCUGGAGAUAGAGGGUCAUAUUUAAAACAGCUUUUGUUAAAUUUUUUAACCACCUAAUUUCCCUUCAGUUCUCUGUCACAAUCUGAUGGAAUAUAUUUGUUAUUACCAGGAGGUUAACAUCCACACAGAUUCAGCAAAAGCACUUGCUGACUCCCUCGACGUCGCCAAAGUGGACGGCUUCCCCUACUUCAACACGUUACUCCGCAUCCUGGCCACUCGCUGCAUGAUGCAGGCCGUCUACUUUUGUUCAGGCAUGGACAGCGAUUUCCACCACUAUGGGCUCGCCUCACCUAUUUAUACACACUUCACAUCCCCCAUUAGAAGGUAUGGAAACAGAUGUUCUGCACGUCUUACAUGAACACGUUGAGUUGAAUCUUUUUGGCCUUAAAGUGGGCGUAUUUCUUUAUAACCUUUUUUGACAGUAAGAUUCUCCUUUUCCGUCUUCUCUGCACAGGUACGCUGAUAUCAUCGUACAUCGCUUGCUGGCAGUGGCCAUAGGGGCAGACAGCACCUACCCAGAUUUGAUGGACAAACACAAACAGUCAGCCCUCUCCAACAACCUCAACUACAGACACAAAAUGUCUCAGUAUGCACAGAGGGCAUCUGUGGCCUUCCACACACAGGUAAACACUGGUUUGCUUUCUUUUUAAACUUUACUGACCCCAAAAUUAGGCCCAUCUAUGGCCCCUCUGAAUGAACAUCGUGCUUUUUUAAAACAACGCUCUCUUUUUUUCAGUUGUUCUUCAAGAGCAGAGGCAUACUGAACGAGGAGGGAUUUGUUCUGUUUGUGAGGAAGAACGCGAUCAUUGUUCUCAUCCCUAAGUUUGGCCUGGAGGGGACGGUCUUCUUUGACAGCAAAGACAAGGCUGGCCCAAACCUUGUUUUUGAUGAGGAGGUAUCAACACUAGCUUCUUUUCACUGAUGAAGGAACUUUGAGAAUUUUUUUUAUAAAGCAAUCUUGAGGCUUUAGCUAAUUCUUCUGUGUGUUUAGGGUCCCACUCUGACGAUCGAGCAGCACACCUUCCACAUAUUUGACAAAGUGAAGGUCACUAUCAGCCUGGAUGACUCCAACAUUCAGCACCAGAAGAUCCGCAUGGCUCUGAUUGACCCGGUGGUAAGGACCAAUUGAACUGUGUUCAGCUUUCCCAGCAUUACUUAGUUACAGCUACCACUGCAACAAACAGUUGAACCUCUUAGAUUCUUCACACAUUUGUUUCUUCUAACACUAAUAAGGUUUGUUUCGAAGAGAUAAACAUGUUUCCAGUAUGUUCUUAUGACAGUCUUUCUAACUGAAAACCUUCUGGCUUAUUUUUCUUUUUUUUAUUCAGAUUCCUGGUGUGAGCGUUGCAGUCCCAGAAAUUGAACCCCAGGCCAAGAAACCAAAACUGGACCGCUGAAACAGACAGCAGCAGAGUUGUUCCUCUGAACCUGCUCAUUGAGAAACAGAGGUCUAUGAUAGAGCCGCAGUGAACUGUUCAUUACAUAUCCUGUUUAAGCAGAGAGGUUUUUUAAUAAAUGUACCACAGUGAUGCUACACUCUGCUCUUUGCUUUUUUUAUGCUUUCUGGAAUAUUCAUAAAUGAGAUCUGUCAGCAUUGUUAUUGUGUCUCAGUCAUUAAAAUGUUACCCUUUUUUCCCCCACUACCAAUCUCAAACAGCAAAGCUACAUCUCGCUGCUACGCGUAAUUGCAUAUGGUAGGAAUACUAAGUCGACAUCCUUGUUUCCAAACCCAAAUUUGAUGAACUAUCAAAGCA
Xyrichtys novacula (pearly razorfish) is the source of this 6867-nucleotide messenger RNA. NCBI's taxonomy places the organism in Eukaryota, Metazoa, Chordata, Actinopteri, Labriformes, Labridae. The record is from the annotation of a GenBank genome assembly.